UUCAGUCACUGGUGUUACUGAAGGAGUUAGAGCAUGUUAGUGAUAUUUUGAGAGAUUAUCGGAAUGCGUUGGGCCAAUUGAUUAAUCUAUAGAAGUCGGCUAUGUUCUUUAGCAAAAACACAGGGCCAAUAUUAAAGUCAGAGUUGAGUGCGCUGAUGGCCAUUCCUGUGCGGGCUAAUCUUGGUAGAUAUAUGGGUCUUCCGGCAGAGAAUGGGAAAGAGGUUUUGCUGUUAUCGGUGGCUCUUGCCCUUCCAACCUACGCAAUGGCUUGCUUCAGAUUACCGGAGGGAUUGUGUCACCAAAUUGAAGCAACCAUGGCAAGGUUUUGGUGGGGAUCGAAGUCAUGCAAUGAUUGGAAAAUCCAUUGGAUGAAGUGGAGCAGGCUUUGUAAGGAGAAGUUUAAGGGUGGUUUGGGCUUCUGUAGUCUCACUGAUUAUAACUUCGCCCUAUUAGCUAAGAAGGGUUGGCGCCUCAUGGUGUCACCCAAAUGUCUAAUGGCGACAGUUAUGAAGACCAAAUAUUUCAAGGACUGCGAUUUUAUGGAAGCUAGAUUGGGGAGCAAUCUGUCAUGGGUAUGGAGAAGCAUAUGGGAGGGGAGAAGGGUUUUGGAAGCGGGCAUGAGGUGGUCUAUUGGGAACGGGUUUUCAGUGUGUAUUGAUGCUGAUCCGUGGAUCCCUAACUGCAUGGGACUUCAAGCCGAGAAGAGUGGUGGAGGAUAGUAGCUUUGUGAUGGUGAGUCAACUCAUUGAUUCAAAUUCCAAUACUUGGAGGGCAGAUGUGAUCAAUCGGCUUUUUGAAGAAGAGCAAGCUAAGCGAAUCUUGGGCAUUCCGUUGUCCUGUAUGGAUGCUCCGGACUCUCAAGUUUGGCACUUUUCGAAUUCGGGAACUUAUAAUGUCAGAUCUAGGUAUAUAGUGGCUAUGGAUCUUCGCGCUCAAGGGUUGAGGCACAAUGGGGGUGAAAGCACCAAUUAUGAGGAUGAUGAUGAGAGGCAUUGGCGUCAUAUGUGGAAGCUAAAAAUCCUAGAAAAAUUCUAUUUUUCUUGUGGAAGUGUUUCCAUGAGAUUUUACCCACUAGGUGGGAACUAAUGAGGAAGAAGGUAACGAGGGAGGCGAGUUGCCCUGUGUGUAUGAUGGAGGGAGAGAUGAUUAUCCAUUUAUUUAUUUCUUGUCCGUUUCCACAGCAGGUUUGGUCUCGAUCUCCUCUACUCUUGGAUUAUGGGAAUAACUAGUUUAGUUCUAUUAUUGCGUUUUUGGGAUGAUUUGGGAUCUCGGUGGCAGAUGGGAGUUAAUAGAGAUGAAUGCUUUGGAUUGGCUACUGUGAUUAUGUGGCUUAUUUGGAAAGGUCGGAAUGGAGCGCUCUUCAAUGGUCAAGUUGUCCUUCCUAUAGUGGUGGUUAUUAGAGCGGUGGGUUGCUUGUGUGAAUUUCAAUGUGCAACUAGCUCCUCUACUGCUGCUACAGGCGUGCGAGUUGGAGAAGCUAGAGGGGAUGGCAGAAGCCAUGUGGAGGAUUUCUCAAAAUUAAUGUGGAUGGAGCAUGGAAAUAGGGUUCUGGAUUGGGUGCUUUUGGGGUAAUAUGAGAUGGGUGUUUUUAGAGCUGCUGCCAAUGGAAGACUAGAUUGGUGUUCAAGCCCCAUGGCUGCAGAGGCAUUAGCUAUUUGAAUGGGGUCCAACUGGGCCAAAAUAUGGGAUUGAGGAAUGUGCUUAUAGAAGGUGACUCACAAGCGGUUGUCAGUAUGAUUAAUGGUCUGGCAAUGGUGAACCAAGAAGUGAAGAUUAUUAUUGACGAUAUCAAGGUUUUGAGUAGAUGUUUUGC
Molecule: messenger RNA, 1813 nt
Organism: Rhododendron vialii
Lineage: Eukaryota; Viridiplantae; Streptophyta; Magnoliopsida; Ericales; Ericaceae
Exons: 2
Coding region: 102-719 (205 amino acids)
Source: RefSeq, a predicted model, not a curated record